Messenger RNA from Caenorhabditis angaria, 715 nucleotides. NCBI's taxonomy places the organism in Eukaryota, Metazoa, Nematoda, Chromadorea, Rhabditida, Rhabditidae. The record is from the annotation of a GenBank genome assembly.
AUGUUAUACAAUUUUACAUAUCUAUUAGCAUUUUUGGUUUGCUAUAGUCAUGCUGACAGUAUGCUAUCAACAUGUCAAGUUGAAGAUGUUAGUUUUCUCUUACCUUGAUUACUCAAGUUAAUUUUGAAUUUAGAUACUUUUCGCGGUUCCUCAAUACCAAUGUCCAACUAAUUACACACUUUUUAACCGAUAUAAUGGUGCUUAUUGUAUUCAAGUUUUUUACAAUACUACUGUGAAUUAUACUUCUGCUUUGUCUCAAUGUAUUUCAAUUAAUGCAACUCUAUCAAGUAUCGAGAAUUACAACGAAGCAUACUUUAUUUUAUCACAAUCUCAAACCUUGUCAAGAAAUGUGAGCGGAGGUGUUUGGAUUGGUGGAUUACGAAGAUCAGUUUGUUAUGGAAGCGAUUAUUUGAAAAACCAAGCUUGUCAACCAGUAAAAACAUUUUCAUUUUAUUGGACUGAUGGAUUUGUUGAAGGAACUACUGGUUUCGGAUAUUGGAUGGAUGGUCAACCAGAUAAUUCUGCAAGCGUAGAAAAUUGUCUCGCUUUACAAUCGACCGCAGCUUCAUGGUCAACUAAUUCAACAUCACUUCUUUUGGAUUAUGAGUGUUCAAGAACUAGAGCAAUGCUUGGAUAUGCGUGUGGACAACCAGCAACACUUGUUGAAGAUAAUGGAGAUGAUGAUGAUUAUGACGAAGAAGAAGACGAUGUUUAA